This is a messenger RNA of Fusarium fujikuroi IMI 58289, 876 nucleotides long. RefSeq lists its product as uncharacterized. Gene Ontology annotation, cellular component: nucleus. Gene Ontology annotation, molecular function: nucleic acid binding. The coding region runs from base 1 to 876 and encodes 291 amino acids. The transcript has a single exon. The record is from RefSeq and is a predicted model, not a curated record. NCBI's taxonomy places the organism in Eukaryota, Fungi, Ascomycota, Sordariomycetes, Hypocreales, Nectriaceae.
AUGGCCGAGCCAGCCCACAAAGGGAUUCUCAGAGACGAGACAAUCAUGCUGCGCUGGAUAUUUGGCUAUUCUCACGGGGCGAAAUUGCUCGAUGGCGCGAGCUGGCCCGACAUACCUCAAACAUCUGUACCACGCAGGCUUAAUUCCAACAUCAAGGACCUAGGAUUUCUCAGCAUUGAUGUUGACCACUUCAUGGUAGAGAAUGGUGCAAUACAACGAGUCGAGAUUGGUCUGUCUUUCCUGAAGGCACAAGCUCUGCAGCAGUUACACUGCAAAUCUACGCAAGGCGGCGACUUGGCAUCUGGUCUCAUCAAAUCUCAUCAUUUAGUUUUUGGCCACAAGAAAGCAUUCUCAUGGAAAAACUACCACUUUAUAUUUGGAAAGGCGAGGCCGAUUAAGCUGUCACAUGUACGAACUGUGCUUGAACGUCUCACUAGGAAGCCUUAUGUGCUUGUUGUCCACGGGGCAAAGCAGGAGCUUUCACUGCUCUCAAUGCUGGACAUAAAACUUGAGCCUAUCUUCAUUCUCGACACUGUUAAGGCCGCUCAGUUUCCACUACAGCUAUGGUAUAUAUACAGCCUGAAGCAGUUGCUGGAGGAGUUCAAGAUACCCUACGCGCAUCUUCACGUGGCGGGAAAUGAUGCACAUCUAACGCUCCGAGUGCUUCUCAUGAUCGCCGUCAGAGACGCUGAGGUACAACUUUCAGGGAAGCGUCUGCCUGAUUGGAUUCCGAUCUUCAAAGCUGUUGCUCAGUCUCCGUUGCCCCCGAGACCCCCGACCAAGCGAGAAAUAGCGGCCAUGGCUGGAGCCGAAGCUGAACGACAGAUGAAUGGCGAUCGAAGCGAAGGAAACACGGCUAUGGACGGCAGCGAAUGA